AUGAGAAUUAAAUUAGAUAACCGUAUACGUACGUUAAUCGAAAAUGGCAUUAUUAUGCGACAUCGUUCAAUGUUUGUUAUUAUUGGAGAGAAGGCUAGAGAUCAAGUAGCUACAUUAUAUCAAAUUAUGGUUAAAGCAAGUACUGCUCAACGUCCUACGGUCCUUUGGUGCUACAAAAACGAGUUGGAAUUUAAUUCACACAGGAAAAAGAAAAUUAAAGAAUUAAAAAAGAAGAAACAAGCUGGACUUGCUCAACCUAAAACGGACGAUUCCUUUGAACAAUUUAUUCUUUCAACUCACAUAAAUUAUUGCUAUUAUUCCGAAUCACAACGAAUUCUUGGAAAUACUUUUGGAAUGGCUGUUUUACAAGAUUUCGAAGCUCUAACUCCAAACUUGUUAGCUAGAACAAUCGAAACAGUUGAAGGUGGUGGUCUAAUUGUUUUACUUUUACAGAAUAUGCAUUCUUUGAAACAAUUAUACACUUUAACGAUGGAUGUCCACAAAAGAUAUCGAGCAGAAUUGCAUUCAGAAAUUAUCCCAAGAUUCAAUGAACGUUUUACACUUUCACUUUCAACGUGUUCAAAUUGUUUUGUUAUUGAUGAUCAUUUAAAUGUUUUGCCGAUAUUCUCUAAUGUUUUGAAUAUUACACCUUUACAUUCUAAUCAGAAUGACAAAGCAUCCUCCAAACAGCAACACGAAUUACAACAAUUAAAGGCAUCUUUAAAUGAUUCAAAACCUAUUGGCCCCUUACUAGCAAAAUGUAAAACUUAUUGUCAAGCAAAAGUACUACUUCAAUUACUCGAUGUUUCAAUGGAAAAACAAACAAAUUUAAAUUCAAUUUGUUCAAUAACAGCCCCUAGAGGAAGAGGAAAAUCAACGGCUAUGGGUUUAGCUGUUGCCGGAACUAUAGGUUUAGGCUUUUCAAAUAUUUGUGUUACUAGUCCAACACCUGAAAAUCUGUCAACUUUUUUUGAAUUUGUUUUGAAAGGUUUUGAAGCUAUUGGAUAUCAGGUUUUAUUUUUUAAAUUCCUUUUGAUCCCUCAAAUGUUAGGCUUGGAGUUAUCCCCUUUUCUAAAAAUCCCCUCUAAAAUUAUCUCUUUCUUCAAAACCGCUAUUAUGUUUUUUUUAAACAAAAUUUUUGUAGAAAAUUACCUUUUGAGGUUUCCUCAUUUUUGUCUCUCGGUCAAUCCGGCAUAUUUAAUGUAG
Molecule: messenger RNA, 1206 nt
Organism: Meloidogyne enterolobii
Lineage: Eukaryota; Metazoa; Nematoda; Chromadorea; Rhabditida; Meloidogynidae
Source: the annotation of a GenBank genome assembly